CAACUACAGGCGCCUGGUGGCAUCGGAACUGACACCUGAAUUUCGGCCAGCAUGAUAUUUUAUGUUCAUUUCUAAGGGAUCGCUUCUGAUUUCAUAUAUUUUGCUCUGAUUCUGAAUUGACUCAUUAUUAUUAACAUUAACAGGAGAUUAGAGGUACUGUGUCUCUUGCUGAAAAUAGGUUAUGGGUGCUGUGUUGGGGGCCCUGACUAGUUGGGUUUCUUGCCUUUGCAACCAUGCAGCAUGUCUUCGAUGCAGAUGCUGCCCACAGAUCAAGAAGUCUAUUGUUACCCGAAUCAUGUAUGCCUUCAUCCUUUUGCUUGGUACCAUCAUUGCCUGCGUCCUGUUGUCACCUGGUGUUGAACAACAGCUUAAAAGAAUCCCUGGCUUUUGUCACGGAGGAGCAGGAAUCGAGGCCAAUGUUCAGUGUGAGAUUUUUGUCGGCUAUAAGGCUGUGUACCGGCUUUGUUGUGGCAUGAGUUUGUUCUUUCUCACGUUCUCCCUGCUCACGAUCAAUGUGAAGAACAGCCGAGAUCCCAGAGCCGCAAUCCACAAUGGGUUCUGGGUUUUCAAGAUUGCAGCCAUGGUUGCUCUCACUGUUGGUGCCUUCUAUAUCCCAGAGGGGCCUUUUACCCGAAUGUGGUUUAUUGUGGGCAGCUGUGGAGCAUUUUGCUUUAUUCUGAUUCAGCUGGUUUUGCUUAUUGACUUUGCCCACUCGUGGAACGAAUCCUGGGUUGAAAAAAUGGAAAAGGAAAACCGAAAGAGGUGGUAUAUAGCCUUGCUGUCGGUAACAGGAGUGAACUAUAUUCUGUCCUUCACGGCUGCAGUUCUCUGCUAUAACAUCUACGCUCAGCCAGAAGGAUGCGUGCUUAACAAGUUCUUCAUCAGCUUCAACAUGUUAUUAUGUGUCGUAGCUUCUGCUCUGUCUGUACUGCCCAGAAUUCAGGAAUACCAGCCCAGAUCUGGUCUUCUUCAGUCAUCCAUUAUGACUUUGUACACCAUGUACUUCACCUGGUCAGCCAUGACCAACGAGCCAGACCGCACAUGCAACCCGAGUCUGAUCAGCAUCUUCCAGCAGAUCACGUCCCCCACAGUCGCCCCACUGGAGAUGGAGAACCAGACGGCCGUCAUCAUUGUAGACAUAGAGGAAACUGUGCCAUCUGCCCCGCAUUUGCAGUGGUGGGAUGCUCAAAGCAUCGUAGGACUGGCCAUAUUUGUUCUCUGCAUUUUGUAUUCAAGUAUACGCUCUUCCAAUACCAGUCAAGUUAAUAAACUAACCUUAGCAGCUAAAGAUACCACAGUCGUGGAUGAAAGCUGCACAGUGAGUCCUGAGACAGCAGAAGAGGUCACAACACCAAUUGUGGAGGACAAUGAAAGAGACACGGUUCAGUACAGCUACGCUUUCUUUCACUUCAUGCUGUUCCUGGCGUCUCUUUACAUCAUGAUGACUCUCACCAACUGGUACAGUCCAGAUGCAGAUUACAAUGCCAUGACGAGCAAGUGGCCGGCAGUGUGGGUGAAAAUCUCAUCCAGCUGGGUCUGUCUCUCAUUAUACACCUGGAGUCUGGUUGCUCCUAUGAUUCUCACCAACAGAGACUUCACCUAGACGCAUUUCUGCAGAACACCUUUAAAAAUCAAGGUUCUCUUCCUUCGCUACGGAAAUAUAUUUUUAAGAGUGUAAUGUCCUACAGCCUUGAUGCUCUUAUGAAAAUACUGUUUGGUUUUUGUUUAUAUUUAAUUUAUUGUUUAUUAUAAUGUUUAUAUUUUUGGACCAUUUUGCCUAAUAACCUCAGCCUGUGGUUAGGAUGCUCUCUGUGCCAUCAGCAAGAAUGACAAUGUAUUUUAUAUUUCUUCUAUGUCGGCUUAUUGCUUUAGAUAAAACUUUUUUAAUUUGUACUUUUGAUUUAUGUAGAAAAAGUGUUUUAUUUCUGUUGGUCAGGCAAAAUGUACUGAUCUCUCUAUUUUUGUAUCUUUACUGUAUGUUUUGUUUUGUAUAAAAAUGCUAUAUUUUCAUCAUAAAAUCAAGGCGUACAGUGACAAAAGUGCAUUAUUUCUGAUACAACAAGAGGCAGGAAUGCAACAUCGAGGAUGCAAAUAUAUUUUGGAUAAUUAUCAAAUAAGUUGUAUUUUUGUACAACCAGAACAAAUCUUGUAUUACAUGUACAAUGUAUUAAUGAAUUAACAUUAGCAUAUUUAACAGUGUAUUUACAAUGAUCUUUUUUUUUUAUUUGGAGAUAAAUUGAGAAUUCAUGAACAUUAUUAUAUUUGCAUGUUUUUGUCAUUGUUUUUAUAACAUCACGGCAGCUCUACCUUCAUGUUUCUGUACAGACUACAUCUCAUCCCUCUCACCUAACGCUGCUGUGAUGUUUCCUGAUCUUCUAGCAGAAGGAUGCAAUGCCUGAUGAAAUUUCUUUGAAUAUUAAUCCUCAAUUCUGAUGUGUGAGUUUAUGUUUCCAGGCUGCAUCACAAGGACUAGUCCCCCAACUGAACCUGGUUUCUGCAAAGGGUUUUUUCUCCAUCUUUUUCUCCUUUCGCCGUACAAUCUGUACAGGUGCAUCUC
Messenger RNA from Sinocyclocheilus rhinocerous, 2557 nucleotides. It is a transcript of the gene serinc3, whose product is annotated as serine incorporator 3. The record is from RefSeq and is a predicted model, not a curated record. Lineage: Eukaryota; Metazoa; Chordata; Actinopteri; Cypriniformes; Cyprinidae. Gene Ontology annotation, cellular component: membrane. The coding region runs from base 182 to 1603 and encodes 473 amino acids. The transcript has 10 exons.